Molecule: messenger RNA, 986 nt
Organism: Perognathus longimembris pacificus (Pacific pocket mouse)
Lineage: Eukaryota; Metazoa; Chordata; Mammalia; Rodentia; Heteromyidae
Gene: Necap2
Product: NECAP endocytosis associated 2
Exons: 8
Coding region: 36-833 (265 amino acids)
Biological process (GO): endocytosis
Cellular component (GO): clathrin vesicle coat; membrane
Source: RefSeq, a predicted model, not a curated record
GAAGCCGGAAGUCCGGUGGGGGUCCGUGCGUCGCGAUGGAGGAGGAUACGUACGAGUCGGUUCUCUGUGUGAAGCCGGAGGUCCACGUCUACCGCAUCCCUCCGCGAGCCACCAACCGUGGCUACAGGGCCUCAGAGUGGCAGCUGGAUCAGCCGUCGUGGAGUGGCCGGCUGCGCAUCACUGCAAAAGGACAGGUGGCCUACAUCAAGCUGGAGGACAAGACCUCAGGGGAGCUCUUUGCUCAGGCUCCAGUGGAUCAGUUUCCAGGCUCAGCUGUGGAGAGCGUGACCGAUUCCAGCAGGUACUUCGUCGUCCGCAUUGAAGAUGGAACUGGGCGACGGGCCUUUAUUGGGAUUGGCUUCGUGGACCGAGGGGAUGCCUUUGACUUCAAUGUAGCAUUACAGGACCAUUUCAAGUGGGUGAAACAGCAGUGUGAGUUUGCAAAACAAGCCCAGAACCCAGACGAAGGACCCAAGUUGGACCUGGGCUUCAAGGAGGGCCAGACCAUCAAGAUCAACAUCGCAAACAUAAAGAAGAAGGAAGGAGCAGCUGGGACUCCCCGAGCCCGGCCUGCCAGCACAGGAGGUCUGAGCCUGCUUCCCCCUCCUCCGGGAGGCAAGGCCUCCACACUCAUCCCACCUUCUGGCGAGCAGUUGUCUACAGGAGGCUCCCUCCAGCCAGCCGUUGUUCCUGGUUCAGGAAAUGCUGCUGUGUCCUGGCCCCAGUCCAAGCCUGCCACUGCUGCCACCGCUGAUGUUUGGGGAGACUUCACAAAAUCUACAGGGCCGCCUUCCAGCCAGACGCAGCCAGGCACAGGCUGGGUCCAGUUCUGACCUGUACAGCUUUGUCCUCAUCCAACUUUUGGGAAGGAGCUGUCUCAUGUGAGCCCAAGGAAGGAGGCAGCGCGCUCUUGGAUGCUCCCUGGUGUGUCUCUCUUCUUCAUAGCCCGAGCAUAUGAAGCGGUAAAUUGGCACCAUGUUGCACUA